AGCCCACGUGACCGGCCGCGGCCCAAUGGCAAGUGGCGAAAGGACCUUAUAUCCUCCCCCGGGCGGGGGGGCCUCUUCCUUUCGCCGGGGCGGCGCGGCUCAAGAUGGCGGUGCAGAUCUCCAAGAAGCGCAAGUUUGUCGCUGAUGGCAUCUUCAAAGCUGAGCUAAAUGAGUUUCUGACUCGUGAGUUGGCUGAAGAUGGAUACUCUGGAGUAGAGGUCCGAGUUACUCCAACGAGGACUGAAAUUAUCAUCCUUGCUACCAGAACGCAAAACGUUCUUGGUGAGAAGGGACGCCGAAUCCGGGAGCUGACUGCGGUCGUACAGAAGAGGUUUGGCUUUCCAGAAGGAAGCGUUGAGCUCUAUGCCGAGAAGGUGGCCACAAGAGGUCUGUGUGCUAUUGCCCAAGCAGAGUCCCUGCGUUACAAACUUCUGGGAGGUUUAGCGGUGCGUCGAGCCUGCUAUGGUGUCCUCCGCUUCAUCAUGGAGAGUGGUGCUAAGGGUUGUGAGGUGGUGGUGUCCGGUAAACUCAGAGGCCAGCGAGCCAAGUCUAUGAAGUUUGUGGAUGGCCUGAUGAUCCACAGUGGAGACCCUGUAAACUACUAUGUCGAUACAGCUGUGCGCCACGUCCUCCUCAGGCAGGGUGUGCUGGGUAUUAAAGUAAAGAUUAUGUUGCCUUGGGACCCAAGUGGGAAGAUUGGACCCAAGAAACCCCUGCCAGACCAUGUCAGCAUUGUGGAGCCCAAGGAAGAGAUCUUACCCACCACACCCAUCUCAGAGCAGAAAGGUGGCAAACCAGAACAGCCAGCCAUGCCUCAGCCAGUUCCCACUGCAUAAUGGGAUUUUUCAACACUUGGAAGGAAAAGGUGGACUGUGGCUCAUGAAAGGAUCUUAAUAAAAUCAUAAAAGACAG
Trachemys scripta elegans is the source of this 912-nucleotide messenger RNA. RefSeq names its product ribosomal protein S3 (gene RPS3). The transcript has 7 exons. The record is from RefSeq and is a predicted model, not a curated record. Gene Ontology annotation, molecular function: structural constituent of ribosome; RNA binding. Bases 105 to 836 code for a protein of 243 amino acids. Gene Ontology annotation, biological process: positive regulation of apoptotic signaling pathway; translation. Gene Ontology annotation, cellular component: nucleus; cytosolic small ribosomal subunit. Lineage: Eukaryota; Metazoa; Chordata; Testudines; Emydidae.